Messenger RNA from Candida dubliniensis CD36, 1842 nucleotides. RefSeq lists its product as uncharacterized. The record is from RefSeq and is a predicted model, not a curated record. Lineage: Eukaryota; Fungi; Ascomycota; Pichiomycetes; Serinales; Debaryomycetaceae. Gene Ontology annotation, biological process: positive regulation of actin filament depolymerization; actin filament depolymerization. The transcript has a single exon. The coding region runs from base 1 to 1842 and encodes 613 amino acids. Gene Ontology annotation, cellular component: cortical actin cytoskeleton. Gene Ontology annotation, molecular function: actin filament binding.
AUGUCAAUUCAACCUUUGUCAAUUACUGUUCCACACCCAUCUACCCAAAGGGGACAUGCAACACAUAUAUCCUACGACCCAGUUAACGAGAGAUUAGCUUAUGUUAAUGGGAAGUCUGUCAUAAUCAGACCAGUGGAUUUCAAGGCUAUUGCACCAACUGUGGUUUUCUCGAAACAUAUUCACCCGACAACUGCAGUAAAGUUUUCUCCAUCUGGGUACUAUGUUGCUUCUGGUGACGAAGCAGGACAUAUUAAAAUUUGGGACGCCUCACCAAAGUCGGAACCUGAUUUUGAGCAGCCAGUUAUCAAGAGUGAAUUUCAAGUAAUGUCGGGUCCUAUUAGGUCAAUUGCUUGGGAUGCCGAUAAUUCUCGUAUCAUUGCUGUUGGCCAAGGUAAAGAAAAAUUUGGACAUGCCUUUUCAUGGGAUUCUGGUAAUUCGAUUGGGGAUAUUCAAGGGCAUAGUUCACCUAUCAAUUCUGUUGAUAUAAAACCCCAAAGACCAUAUCGUGCUGCCACUGUUGGUGACGAUCACGCUCUUGUGUUUUUCACAGGUCCACCAUUCAAAUUCGAUAAAAGUUUGAGGGGCAAUCACAACAAUGUAGUGAGAGAUGUUAAAUUUAGUCCUGAUGGAGAGCAUAUUGUUUCGGUGGGCUCAGAUAGAGUUAUUACUAUUUACCAAGGGAAAACAGGAGAAUUUGUUAAAAAAAUUGAAAAAGCUCAUGAAGGUGGUAUUUUCGCUGUAGCUUGGUUGUCCGACUCUAAGCAUUUCAUCACUGCGUCAGCAGACAACACAUUAAAAAAAUGGACAUUAGAAGGUGAGACCACUCAAACAUUUGAAAUCAGUAGUACCCCAUCAAUUGCUAAUCAGCAGGUUGGGUUGGCAUUGACCAAAGAAUUUGUUGUUUCUCUUUCAGGAAAUGGUAACUUGAAUUAUUUCGAUUACAAGGGGAAUUUAGUGCAAAUUGUUCAAGGUCAUCAGUCACCUAUAACUAAAGUUGAAUUUCAUAAGGGUUUUCUUUUAAGUGGUGGAUCGGAUGGAAAACUUUUUAAAUGGGAGGUGGCAACCGACGGACCAAAAGCGUUGCCAAUAUUACAGGAUGAUGAUGAACAUUCAAAUUAUGUUGUUGAUAUAUUAACAGUUGAUGAUGUGACAUAUACAGCUGGAUGGGAUGAUACUUUGAAAUCAUGGAGGGAUGGUAAAGUGGUUUCUUCAGUUGAAUUACCUUCGCAACCAAAACAGUUGGGCUCAAUGAAGGAUGCUGUUUUUGUCUUGUUUGAAUCUGCAUUGCAGUUGUACACAGAGGUUAACUUUGAGUUGAUCGCUGAGACCAAAUUUGAUUUUACAGCUACAUGUGCUGCACCAAUUAAUGAUACAUGCAUUUUGAUAGCCAACACUACCAGCAAUACAGUAGAAGAAUUCCAAGUUGAAAAUGGGCAAAUUAGCAAAACUUCCAAGGAAUUUCCGAAAAGUCGUUCUCCUCCGACCUUUAUAACAGUAUCCCCUUCUCGCGAGUUUUUCGCUGUUGCUGAUUCUGCUGGUAAGUAUACAUUGUUCAAUGCUUUAGACAGCACUGUGGUGUCAACUCGUUGGGCUUUCCACAAUAGCAAGGUUUUCGAUGCGAAAUGGACACCAGACUCGAAGUAUUUGAUAAGUGGUGGGUUGGAUAGUAGUUUAUUAUUGUAUUCAGUGGAGAAGCCUUCAAGGGUUAUCAAGUAUCUUUUAGCGCACCCAUCUGGCAUAUCUAGUUUAGCUUGGGUAGAAUACGACUCAGAAAAGAAAACCGGGACAUUUGUCAGUGCCGGUUUGGAUGCUACUAUUAGAUCUUGGAACAUUUCUAUUUAG